Saccharomycodes ludwigii is the source of this 1467-nucleotide messenger RNA. RefSeq names its product uridine kinase URK1 (gene URK1). Gene Ontology annotation, cellular component: cytoplasm. Gene Ontology annotation, molecular function: kinase activity; ATP binding. The transcript has a single exon. Lineage: Eukaryota; Fungi; Ascomycota; Saccharomycetes; Saccharomycodales; Saccharomycodaceae. The coding region runs from base 1 to 1467 and encodes 488 amino acids. The record is from RefSeq and is a predicted model, not a curated record.
AUGUCAGACCUUGAAUUAUCCUCAUCAGUUACAACACCAUCAUCAACACCAUCACCAUCAUCAUCACCAUCACCAUCAUUGACACCACCGUCCCUAAAAACAAUUAAAUAUUUACCACCAUGGACAGAUCCAUACAUCAUUGGAAUUGCUGGAACAAGUGGUUCGGGGAAAACCAGCGUGGCUUCUAAAAUUGUAUCCAGUAUGAACCAGCCCUGGACAGUUUUAAUAUCAAUGGAUAAUUUUUAUCAUCCAUUAACUCCAGAGCAACGAAAUGAAGCAUUAUCUAAUAAUUUUGAUUUUGAUAAGCCCGAAUCAAUAGAUAUGGACGCUGUAUAUCAAGUUUUGAAGAACUUAAAAAGUGGGAAAAGGACAAAAAUACCUGUUUAUUCAUUUAACUUGCAUAAUAGGAUUCCCAAUGAAUUCAUUAAUAUCUAUGGUGCAAGGGUUAUUGUAUUUGAAGGUAUUUACGCUUUGUAUGAUCCUAAAAUCACAGCUAUGAUGGAUUUGAAAAUUUAUGUCGAUGCUGACUUGGAUAUCUGUUUGGCGCGCAGGCUAUCCCGCGAUAUUAUUAACAGAGGAAGGGACAUUGACGGAUGCAUUCAACAAUGGAACAGAUUUGUCAAGCCCAAUGCUGAUAAAUUUAUUAAACCUACCAUGAGAAACGCAGAUGUAGUUAUUCCCAGUGUCAGCGACAACAGUGUUGCGGUCCAAUUAUUGAUUUCCCAUAUAAAAACCAAAUUAAUUGAAAAAUCACAAGAACAUGUAAAAUAUUUAAAAAACCUUACGGUUAAUUAUAGUGAAAAAAUUACUUUAGAUGCGGUCCAAGUUUUGCCUCAAACUAAUCAAAUCAACUGCAUGCUAGAUAUCCUAUUGGAUAAAUACACUUGUCGGGACGAUUUUGUGUUUUACUUUGAUAGAUUAUCUUCAUUAUUGCUAAAUAAAGCACUGGACAAUAUGCCCAACAUUAUUCAAUAUAAAAAUAUUGAAACCUCAACAGGAAUUAAAAUUGAAAACAGCUGUUAUUUGAAUUAUGAAAAAGUUUGUGCGGUGCAAAUUAUAAGAUCUGGGGAUUGUUUUGUGAAGUCAUUAAAAAGAACGAUACCAUAUAUUCCAAUGGGCAAGCUUUUAAUUCAAAGUGACUCAACCACUGGUGAACCACAAUUACAUUUUGACAGUUUGCCCAGGGAUAUAUCAACAAAUUACGAUGCAAUUAUUCUAUUAGAUGCACAGAUAAUUUCCGGUGCCGAGCUUAUAAUGGCAAUCCAAGUUUUAUAUGAUAAUAAUGUCCAAUUAACUAAAAUUAAAGUUGUUGUAAUGAUUGCUACUGAAAUUGGCUUAAGGAGGAUCAUCAAUGCGUUUGGAAGUGAAUUACAAAUUAUAGUUGGAAAAUUGGUUAAACAUGAAGAUUUAGAAACCAAUCCAUGGGCUAGAAUAAGGUUUUUAGAUUCAAAAUAUUUUGGCACCUAG